Anopheles stephensi (Asian malaria mosquito) is the source of this 10496-nucleotide messenger RNA. RefSeq lists its product as uncharacterized. Gene Ontology annotation, molecular function: microtubule binding. Bases 832 to 8451 code for a protein of 2539 amino acids. The record is from RefSeq and is a predicted model, not a curated record. The transcript has 11 exons. Lineage: Eukaryota; Metazoa; Arthropoda; Insecta; Diptera; Culicidae. Gene Ontology annotation, cellular component: cytoplasm; nucleus.
AUUGAAGUCGGGCACAUAUUUUAAGCGGCAGCCGCCGCACACACGUCACCUAGUCAAUCUCCGGUGCGACUUUUUCCUUUUGCGGUUGGAUUUUUGCCCAACGAACAUCUGCAAAAGAUAAACGAUUCACACACAAACGCAAUCAGGGCCAAUUUGGUUUGAGUCAACGCACGGGAAAUGAGUGCUCGGGCCGGCCAUGGGACGAAGAAACAAGAAGAACCGCCUAAAGUGAGCAUGUGCAGCAGCGGGACCUUUGCGUGUGUUUCAUUAGUGCGUCAGUGAGUUCCGCCGCGCGAAGAGGAUUCGUUGUGCGGCUGUAUUGAAAAUUGGAGUUCAAUUGUAUCGUGAGUGUGUGUUUGUGUCGUGUUUUGUGACGUGUACUGGGCACAUCCCCCCUGCGGGUUAAGUGGAGUGGAGUGCUUAUUUUAAUCAAUUUUCUCACCAUUCGGGCAUCUCGUUAAUUAGGCGUAACAACCGUAGUACAACAGCAAACAGCACGUGGAUGUGAAUGGCAUGUGCGUGUGCGUGUGUUUGAGUUUCCGGGGUGUCAAUUGGAAGAUCCGCCGAUGUGCCCUUUUUAAGUAGAUGUGUUUGGCGGCAGAAGAAAGAAAGUCGCACUUAACAUCCAAGAAGUAGUUAUUGUGUGUGUGUGUGUGUGUGUGAGAGUAAAAAGGAACAACGUAACAUACAAUUUGAAGCGAACGAGCCCUAACAACGAGGGCUCAUUACUGUUAACCGAUGACGUCUCUAUUGUGUGAAAUUGGUCGAUUGUGAGCAUUGAGCGAGCGGUUCUUCUCCUGGGUGCCGAAGGAUAUCCCUGCAUUAACUACAAUGUCGAAGGACACGGCCCGAACGCGCAUCCCCCGGCCCGAUGGUGUGAGCAGCCGCAUUCCAGUGCCGGGAAGCUUUCGCAUACCGAACAGCACCGUGCGGCUUCCUACCAAACGAGCGCCAGCAGCAGCACAUCCGCCGGCCACACCGAUCAGCUUUCUGCGGCCACCGUCCCAGAGCCGGUCGGGAGCGAUUUCCAUCGCACGGUCCUAUUCCGGCGACAAACUGUUCAACGGUGAACCGAGCCCGUUUCCGCUGCUGACCGCUUCCACGCCAGCACCGGCACAGCUUCGCCUGGGACUGACAGCCCCCAAAGCGAGCGGUGUGCCGUUUUUGAAAAAGCUAGAACUGGUCGCUUCCGGAACGACGGAAUGCCUGGAGGACAUCAAACUUUGCCAAAGGGAAUUUGCGAUCCCAAGUGACGACGACGAUGACGAUGGGGUGGAGGAUGGUGAGGUAACGCAAUGUAGACCUGACGCCGCGGUCCAGAUGCUGGUAGACGAAUCGCUCGAGCUGGUGGGAGCGAACAGUACGGACAACCUGCUCGAUCCACCGACGACAGCGGUGGCGUGCAGUGAGGAAAACGCCACUGUCAUUAUCGCGAACAAGCAUGCACCGGGGUACGCGAGGAACGAACAUACCGUGACAUUACAGCGCGAUGGAAACGUUACGUACGAGAUUCGGCGUAGCGGAACGUUCGUCAAGUCGUCCCGAGAGUCCCUGAGCUCGCCCCAGGAUCGUCCACGUCCGCCCGUGCUGAGCCAAACGCACACGCGAAGUCAUACGUCGCUGUCAUCGAACGUUGGCUGUGUGAUGAGCUUGACGAAAACAUUCCGCCGCGAAAGCACCGAAAGUAUCGAUUCGCCCGUGCUGGAUCUAACGCGCAGCUUGCCCUUUCGACGCCCUUCUACCUGGGAGCUGCUGAUAGACGAAGACGGCGGUCGGCGCCCUCCGAUACUGAACUCGACGAUGGUCAACGAGCGAUUGCUGAACGUUACGCAAAGCAUUCCGAACAUAACGCAGGAGCUGCUGUACGCGGACGUUGGCCACGAUCGUUGCCUGGCGCCUGGGGACAGCGUGCUGAACAGAACGCACUCGGUGGAGGACCAGAAGCAAGCAAUAGCAUCGGCUGGAAGGCAAACGCCGUCCAAUCGGCUAACGUUCAAUCUAGAAGAAUCAGUUGAUUUGAUACAGUUUAGCUCUGCGGUCGGUGCGAGCAGCAAGCAUGGCCAGUCACAAGUUUUUAGUUCAACGCUACACUCGGACUCGAUGGCCAUUCCGGCUGCUGGAAGUGUGGGAAGUGGUGGUAGUGUGCAAGUGAAACAAUUGCCGGGAAGUCAACAUAGCACUACCAUGCUACUGAUGGACAUUAGUGCACAAGAUCGAACUCUGGUUCCUUCCGAGCUGGAGCUCGAUCGCGAUCGAUUAAGUGACGAUGAGGAGCACGUGACUGGAGGAUACUCCAUUGCAAGGAGAAAUAUCGAUCAGCGAGAAGUAAGCUUAGAGGCGGAUGUGAGCGCUGGGAAGGAAAUAUUCGACCUGAGCCUUGACGAACCAGAACCAUGCUGUCAGGAUGACGAUGAUCAGCAACAGCAUCAGCAGCAGCUGCAGAACCAAGCAUAUGCUCAGCAGGAGGUGGUUCUGCGACGGCAUUUGGAAGGCCGCUCAAACACAGUUCCUGCGCCAAAGCAACGGUUUUCCUUCGGACUCGAUCUGACCGAGUGCACGCUGGACUGUUCGAUCGAGCUGUGUGAUUCAUCGCUGUCGCUGACCAAACCCGCCCAUCUGAAGUCACCAACGAGCUCACUCACGAAACAGGGUUCGUUCGAGAUGGAUGAAAGUCUCGGCAUCCUAACGCCCGAUCAGAUGAAGGAAUUUCUCGACUCGACCACAACCAACACCAACACAAACAAUACGAACAACGCGGCAAACGCGGCCGGUCUGGAGUUGCAGCUCAACACCGGCAUGGGAGGCAGUGGUAGCGGCGCUGGUUCGGGAGUGGCUCAUCAUCAUCACAAGCACGGCGCAUUACAGCAUCACUGCCGCAUCGAUCAGACACCUUCGCCCGAAGAGUUGCCACUUGAUCCGGUGGGUGUGAAAACCGACAUGUCGGACAUUAUGCUGCCCGCGGAGCUGAUGCUCAUAGCAGGUGGGCCCCAACCGUACGGUGGAAGUGCUGGUGGUGGACCGGCGCAUGGUGGUGCCGCUGGCGGUAUGAGUGAGCUGUCACAGGCGGACUCUGACCCGAAAACGGAUCAGAUGACAAAGUCAGCCACCUCGUCGAAGGUGUCGAAUAGCUUCAUCACGAGCAUCACGAGUAUUACGAGCCUGGACACGGGCUACCAGGGUGAUGGAGAGAUGUCGCGCCCGGCAAGCCGUGGAGCCGAUCAUUCGCCGUCGAAUGGACCGCGCGUAAAGUCGGCGAUCGGUGGAGGCGCCUGGCAACCGAUGAUGGCUGCCGCCGUUGCUGCGGUUCCACGCCGCCAGGAUCCGAUGACCGAUUCGGACUUUUUCACCGAAAGCGACGCGGACGAUGUGUUUAACCGUGGCGAUGCACGCCGAGCGCAGAUAAUCGAUGGCCAGCUGUAUGGGGCACCGGGUGGAGCGGGUGGAAUCGGAGGUGCGCAAGGUGCGAAUGCCAUAUUCAAUGCGAUCGACGAGCAGGACGAUCAGGAUCUGCAACAGCACCAGCAGCAAAACCAUCACCAGCUGCAUCAGGAUGGGGGGCAGAACGAGGACUCGUGCAUGGAGUCGAGCGGGAUUUUCACGGACGUAGAAAAUCGGGCCGAUGAUGAUCUUGUGCAGCGCCGUGCAGAUGAUCAGCAGAAGGCGGAAGCAGCCGCAGAGGUUCGCCGAGGUUUUGAUGAAGAUCGGCAACAGACGGGUGACGACAUGAGCCCGGACGUUUCGACCGAUACGAUGAGCAGCAGCAACAGUCAGAACUUUGUGCGUGCCGCCGAACAGCAGCAGCAGCAGCACACGCGACGAGAUGAGGGCGAUCCCAACGCGACCUGCAAAUUGUUGGUGCUGGACGAGCGUGAGAAUGAUGGGGCGCGGUACUGCGACGACGGCAGCAAGUCAAACUUAUCGCAACACAUCGGAGCUUCCCCGAAGGCGAGCGAACACCACCACUACCAUCAUCAGUACGCGAUUGCGACGCUGACGGUGAUGAAGUCGGACGGUGAUGUUGGUACCACCGGCGUGAGCACGACAGCUGGCGCUGGUUCUCCUGGUAGUGGUGGUAGUGGCGUCGUCGUCGGCUCGGGCAACGUUGCGCGCCGUUGCGAUGCGGACAGCUUCCACGACGCUGUCAGUGGCAAGAGAUCGUCCGCGUGCGGCAAUGGUAGUACGAACAGUGCGAGCGGCAACAGCGGUAGUAGUGGCAGCACCAGUGCUGGUCGUAAGCAGCACAAAAACGAAGCUAACCGUGGCCUGCGGAAGCAUCAUGCGUCAGUUGCGGAAAUGUCCGCCCCAUCCUUAGCUUCGUCACGCGCGGAUCGUUUAGGGAAGGUGCGGUUGUUUAAGGAUACGGCACCGUCAGAAGGAUCUCGCAGUGGUGUGUCGAGUGGCGAGCAGUGCGCCGGUGGUGGUGAUUGUGAUCAGGAAAAUAAGCGUCCCGGUGCAGUGCAGGGGGGUAGUGGGGGUACGCGUGGCAAUGGUAGUGCCGGGGCGUGUGCACGUGGCGGUGGGCCGUCAGGAUCCAAUUUGAGCUUUGUGAAAAAAUCCAACACCCCGAACAAGUGGGACGCGGUGAUGAGCAAGAUUGCGGAAAAUAAGUCAGUGAUGAGGCGCAAUUUCAGUGACGUGAAGUCGCGCAUUAGCUGUGGCAGUGGUGUGGUCAGUGCAGCAGGUGCUUCGAAGGGUGGGGGUGCUGUGUCGACGCUGUUACGGCGGGACUCGCCCGCCACUACGCCCGCGACCGGUUCAUUGAAGAGCCCACCGUCCGAGUGUACCAGUGUGGCUAGCCGAAGUUCCGUGCACGGCAAGCGAACGAUCUCCGGGUCGGUGAAGAGAGGGCGUACCCACAGCAAAGACAGCGAACAAAGCUCGCUCAGUGAUCUUAGCCUGUCCGGAGGCUCACCGAAACUAGCACUGAAACUGCCCAGCACCCGACCAGCCAAAAAGCGUGAUGUGCGCACAAUUAAUUCUUCAUCCAGCGACCUGGGACCGCCGUCCAAGACGAAUGGCGCACAGCCAGCGCGCAAUAGCGCAGCCCGGGCAGCCGCCGCUUUGCAGAAACGUAUAUCUCCCAACGUAGCAAACGUCUCGAUUCCGCUUGUUCCGGAGCAGCUGAAGGCAUCGCCACCGACGAAGCGCAAUAUGCUGCUGAAGCGGAACGGCACGGCCAACGGAACGCUACCUGCCAAGACACCGCUGAAAGGUAAGCUUGCGGCACAUAUUCUCAAAGAUAAGGAAGCCAACAAGGAGAACAGCAUCAAUGGAGAUCAUAACCGUCUCGCUGGAGCAACUCAGACUUCGAAAUCGUCUGCCGCCGCAACGGUCACUGGCAGCAACAAUUCGCCCAAACCGUUGGCAAAGUCGCUGUUACGGUCCUCUACCGGCUCGGGUGCUACCACGGCGUCUAAUCAUCAUUCAACCACACCACACCUGCUAACCCAUCACCAGCACGCCGUCAGCAAUGGCAGCGGGGUGGCUACAUCACCGACCACGGCUACGUCGGUCAAAGCGAUCCAGCGCAAUGGAACCAUCAUUCUGGACAAAGCCAGCUCACCACUGUUGAUCUGCGAAGCGACCAGCCCCGUCGUCGGUGAACCGGUCAAGCCAGGCACCGGGCCGGAAAUGGUGAAUCUUCGCAAUGGUGCAACCAGCACUCCGGAGGACAUCGGUGUCCGGCAAUCGAAAGUGACGAUACCAUCCACCUGCACCGCGUCAUCGUCCGUACUGACGGCGGGAAAGGAACCGAACUGUGAUCAACAACGGCGCCAGCAUCAACGGGAGAAUGGCACGGGUCUGCACGCGAACAACGAAAGCGUUGGCAAAGGACCCGAGCUGGUCGACAUCAGCUUGCUCAACCAUGCCCAGAAGGGUGUGGAGGCAUUGGGAGUUUUAGUACAAUACCUAGUUUUUAAUUUGGAUGCCUUCUCCUGUCCCACAAUCAAAACGGCACAUCAGAAGACCACCGCCGAUCUGCUGGAAACCAAGUCCAUACUCGAUGAGGAGCGCACCAACAGUCAGACACUGAAGCAACAGCUUCUGGAAACGACCGAACGUGAAACAGAGCUACAGAAACUGCAUCGCUGUGAACUUAGCAGAGUUGAAACCUGUCUGAGUGAACAGCAACGCAGCGCCGACGAUCGAAUUGCCGCACUAGAGGCUCAACUGCUCGAGAAAGAAUCACACAGCCGCGAGCUGCUGUCGCGGAUCGAUGACUACGAAGCGAAGCUGGCCGAACACGAGAAGCAGCUCGAAAGCUCCCGUGCACGGGAACUGGAUUUGCUGCAACGAAUCAACGCGCUCAGCUGCACCGAGAACGAGCUGCGCGAUAAGGUUCAUUCGAGUGAGUUGGCGUUCAGCGAGCGGCUUCAGGCGGCGGCGAUGCGCGAACGUGACCUAACCGAACAGAUCAACGGGCUGAACCGUGAUCUGGAGCGAAUGCGCCGGGAAACCGAGCGGAAAGAGCGUGAGCUGGAGGAGAAGCUUACCAUCACGAAGGACGAGUGUGUCGUGCUGCGGCAGAGUCGUAAUGGCCCGUUGGAACCGGCCAGCCAAAAUGGUGCGGUUGCUGGUGGUGCUAAUGGCACCCUCAACCUGUCGGGCGGCAACGGUGGCAAUCCGCUGCAGCUGAACCGAUCGUCCGGCAACAUUAAUCACCUGCAAGUGCUGCAGGACGAGGUGGACAGUUUGCGCUGCGUGCUCGAUCUGAAGCAGCGCGAAAUUUCCGAACUGCGCAAACAGACGCAGGAGUACGAGCGGGAUGCGAAGGAUCUGCCCGGUGCGCUGACGAAAAUUUCCGCCCUCGAAUCACGCAUCGAGGAUCUCGAGGUGCAGCUAAAGACCAAAACGGAGGAAGAGAAGGAACUGCAGCAAAAGUUGAAGCAUUUGCAGGACAACCUGCACCAGGAAACGAAAAUCAAGAGCCGGUUGUCGUUGCACAACGAGGAGCUACAGUGGCGGUUGAAGCAAAACUCCGAAAAGUUCACGCUUGCGUACGCCGAGCUGUCCAAGAGUUACCACGAAAAUUCGAGCUUCAUGUACGCGACCAAAUCGAGCCUGGAUCAGUCCGCGUCCGCUCACCACCAUCACCAGCUGAGCCACAAUCAGUCGCGAUCGAGCUGCUCGGACCGGUUCUUCGACAUGGAUGACAUUUCCCCACCGACCUCGCCAGUCAUUAAGGGAAUGGUGGAGAAAAGCGAUUCCGUCUCGUGGGUGCUAGAGAUCGACGAUGAACCGCCGGAGGUGUCAGCCUCCCGGAUGGUGCGGCGGGCAGGUUCGUUCCGUUCGAGUGCGGCGUACGAUUCGGUGGCAAAGCGCCCAAAAUGUUCCGCACUCAACCAAACAGCGAACGGAUCGCUGUUGGGCGAACGGCACACCGCCGGCAUCCAGCAGUCGAGCUCAGCGGCAUCGAUUCUGAAGCAGCAUUCGAGUGAUCUGUCUUCGGUGAAGCCACCGCCAUCGGGCAGCUCCAACAGUCACCGGUUGCGCUCGAAAUCGGUCAGCAUUAAGGCAGCCGAACCACCAAAGAAGAUUGUGCGUUCGAACUCGGGUGCUUCGGCGUCGCCGUGUCCGGGAGUGGCGGGCGUCCCAUGCAAACCGCUGCGUAUGACCGAAAUGCCCGGUUCGUGGAAGGAACAGCCACUGUACAGUAGCUCGCCAUACGCUCACAAGCGCUACCUGACGGAGGACCUGGAUCUGGUCGCGUCUGGCUCGGCGAAAUCGUUUGCCGAACAUCAGAUGCACCGUGCGAAAGAUUUGUUUCUCGAGGAGACGGAACUGCUGAGCGAACCGGAAAGCCCAUUUGCCCGGUGCGCGAAACUGAACGUGGAGGACAUUGCGAAUCAGCCGAUCGAAAUCUUUCACCGCGAUAAAACGCCAAACUUUAAGAAGAGUAAGGAAAACCGAGGCCUCAUUACAUGCGACACGACCGCACUGAUGGCGGGCGGUAGCUCAUCGGCAAAAGCGACCGGCAGUGGGCUGACUGCUCGGGAAAAGCGUCGAGAGUUCACGCGCAAAGGCAAUCUGGUCGGUGGCACCAUCCCGAAAGAGGCAGCCGGUGAAGCGCUCGUGUCCGGUUCCAACUCGGACGAUGAAGCACUAUCGACGUCCUCGGCAUCGUCCUCGUCGUGCAUUUCGGAGGCCAGUCUGUCGUCCGGUACGGGCAGCAGCAACAGCAGCCACGACAACAGUCCACUGCACAGCGGCAAGCGAAGUAGUGAGCGGAUGAACAACGACGACGAUACGGUCGAGGGUGGGGCCAACUCGUCAGAGGAACAGCAUCCAUCGCAGCACCGACGGCGUCAUUCAAACAUUUCGCUCGAGGACGCACUGAUGAAGAAGAUUGUGGCCAGCCUGAACGGUGACAAUGGGACGGAUGGGAAUAAUACGCCGAUGGAGGUUAGCUGGUCGGAGGAUGGUGAUCCGGGUUCGGAAUCGAACGUAUGACAUGACGACGACAGUUUCUAAGUGACAGUUAGGUCGUCGGGGUGUUAGCCGGUGCGGCAAAGGUGGACGUGGUGGGAGGUGGUUAACAAUUGUUUGCUGGGGAAAAUAAUUCUUUAAGAACCAAUAUUCCUACAAUUCCCCACCUACACACAGAGACACACAGAUACAUACGGAGAGCGUAGGGAAUGGCCAACGUGUAGAACAUACUGGAACUUCCUUAUUCCCCAACCCAUGUCCAGACAAACCUCCCCAUCCCCCCCACCCCCUCAAACAGUGAAAUGCGACGGGUAAUAAGCGCGGGUCAUAAUGAUUCCGCCACGUAAUUUGCGCUUCUGCGUGUUCGAAUCUGCGUUUCCGAGCGGUGGGUCCUCAUCGAUGGCCCUUGGCCCUGGAUUGGAUUCCUGCGCUAAACACACACACAGAUAUAUUGUUAAGGCUUCUAACGUAGAUCCUUAGGUGUGUACGUCUUCGGUUCUCACAACAGACUUCUAGAGUUGCUCCAGUUGCUUAUUAGUUGUUUAAUUUAGGCGUGUAAGUUUGUUCAAUCCAAUGUUUAUAUUAUAUUAUAUGGAACCCGAUUCGUCUUUAAUUGUCGUUAAUAGAAUUAGCGCGCGCGACUCCUUUAGAUCCUUCGCUGCAAAGAAAGCAACAGACUCAAAUCCAAUACGAGACACACACUCACACACAAACCCCUAUGAAUAACAAACACACCCCAUCACCCCUUGAGACUUGUGAGAAGUGAUCGUGAAAAUAUUUAAUCAAGAAAAUAAGAGAUACAAAGAUCGUUAUGAAAAAUGGUCCUUUUUUUCGUUUUCAUUUGUUUAUUUGAAUUUAUUUUCCCUUACUUUGUUGCCACCGUAAACACAGCAUUACUGCUACACACACACACACAAACACUGGCCCGAAGGUGUCGAUGUCGCUGUCUGGAACUAGAAACUGUCGUUAAUUGAGAGAUGGAGGAAAAGAGCUGUGGAAAACAACCCCCGAAACUGUGUAUAAACUAUGAAUGCGCCCUGUGUAGUCUCUCGCGUGUAAGAAGACGUGCUAGGACGAACGAGGUUAGUGUGUUUGUUUUUCUCUGGACCAUAGCUCUUAGGUGUAUAGUAGUAGCGAUAAAUCAAAACUCACCAAGAAAGCAUUGUCGGUGAAUAUCCCCAUUUCUUCUCACUAUUAACCGAUUGGAUCGAAUGCCGACUAGCAGUGUUUAAACUUAACCUUAAUCUUGGAGGCGCUCGUUGUGUACAUGUUUCUACCACUACUUCUUUCCGGUAAUUUUAUUCUUGUUAUGCUGUUAUGUUUUUGUAAACCAUUUGUGGCAAACCUCGAACGCGUGGUGCAAUUUUUGGUCGAUGAGCAUCGAACGCGCGUUGAGAGUUGCAUUUGAACGAAUUGUAGAUUUUGGAACGAUUUGUCCCGAUCGGAAACGGAUCGAUAGAGGCAGUGCUGCUGCUGCUGCCGAUAGUAGUAAUAAUAAACGAUUGUAAACAUAAUAAGUAUAAACCCCCUUUGUGAGGAAAACGAUGGUCAGUGGAGCAGUUGCGUCUGCUUGCAACUGAACUUGAAGCUUUUGUUGGACUAUUGGUGGGAUAUUGUGCUCUUGAACACUGGAUGUCCCUUUAGCGCGGUGUACGAGCAAAAGCGAAAAAUGAUAACAAUAAUAAUCUAAACACACAUACACACAUACAGAGAGAGAGAGAAAACAUUAUGAGAGUGUUCUUUAAAUACUUCAAUUACACGACUGGAGUUUUGUGGUUGGUGGUCGGGUGGGAUUUUGGGCCGGCGCCGAAGCCACCUUGCUGUUGUGGUGUGUGUGUCGGCAUACAUUCUUUGCAGCAACUAAAGAAGAGCUAUUGUAUACUUUAUACUCUACUACUCAGAUUCUAUGAUGCGAAAGCGAUAAUUUAAUCCAAAGCUGAGUGUUAAUGUGAUUGUGUUAAUGAGAUGGGACGAGUCAGUGCGACCAGGUACCGUGUGGUUAGGGCAGGGAAGUGAAGCUGGUACAGAAAUACAGAUUAAUGCAAACCGUAAUGCAUAUUGCAAUGAAA